Messenger RNA from Girardinichthys multiradiatus, 758 nucleotides. RefSeq names its product mitochondrial ribosomal protein L34 (gene mrpl34). NCBI's taxonomy places the organism in Eukaryota, Metazoa, Chordata, Actinopteri, Cyprinodontiformes, Goodeidae. Gene Ontology annotation, biological process: translation. The transcript is spliced from 2 exons. The record is from RefSeq and is a predicted model, not a curated record. Gene Ontology annotation, cellular component: mitochondrial large ribosomal subunit; ribosome. The coding region runs from base 117 to 497 and encodes 126 amino acids. Gene Ontology annotation, molecular function: structural constituent of ribosome.
UUGGCUAAAAUCUGAGCCAAUCGACUUGCUUCUUGAAGAGUGCCAGGCUAUCCGUGACAUUCGGUGUUCACAUGUAGCCGUUAAACUCUAUUUCAUAAAAAGAAAAGAAUCUCAGAAUGAACAUUAUUCUAUCGUCAAUUUCCCGAUUGCGUGGAGUAACCCACCUGCGUAGCAGCACCCCUACACUGCCUCUCUCAGCAAAUGGCACAUGUCACCUCAGGUUCUUCAGCAGCUGGUUUGUGUCCGGCGCAGAUGUGAGACCUCAGGUUUCCAGACUGCUGGGGCCGCCCCCAAUGCAUGCUGAGGGUGGCGAAGUGUUCCAGCAGCACCCCUGGCAGUACCAGCAGGUGCGGACCCGUAAAAGAGGCACAGAGUAUCAGCCAAAGAACAUAAAACGGAAAAGAACGCAUGGCUGGAUCAAGAGGCUGAGCUCGAAGGGCGGCAUCGAGGUGAUCCUGCGGCGUAUGUUGAAGGGACGGAAAUCCCUCUCUCACUGACUGGAGGCUCUAAAAGACUUUGAAAUGUGGGAGGGGCUCAGACAGCCACUGAGAAAUAAUAACUGGUGAUACUGGUGUGGUUUUGGGUUAUACUCUUAACAUGAGAAGAUAAUGUAAACAGUUCUGACCUCUGAUCAGAAUGAAGAACUGCCAUCAAAUGAUUAAAGAUUGUUUCACCAACCUUUCCAAAGGUUUUGUUCCGAAUCAUCAGAUUUGGUUCGAUGAUGAAAUGUGUCUAAAUAAAAUGUUUUUGGAAAAUAA